Tachyglossus aculeatus (Australian echidna) is the source of this 2134-nucleotide messenger RNA. RefSeq names its product RTF1 homolog, Paf1/RNA polymerase II complex component (gene RTF1). The coding region runs from base 63 to 2078 and encodes 671 amino acids. Lineage: Eukaryota; Metazoa; Chordata; Mammalia; Monotremata; Tachyglossidae. The record is from RefSeq and is a predicted model, not a curated record. Gene Ontology annotation, cellular component: Cdc73/Paf1 complex. Gene Ontology annotation, molecular function: DNA binding; RNA polymerase II C-terminal domain phosphoserine binding. The transcript is spliced from 18 exons.
GGCGGCGUCGGGGAGCGGGCCUCGGGGCACGGGGGUCUCCGCCGGACCGACACCCACCCACCAUGGUGAAGAAGCGGAAAGGCCGCGUCCUCAUCGACUCGGACACGGAGGACAGCGCCAGCGACGAGAACCUCGACCAGGAGCUGCUGUCCCUGGCCAAGAGGAAGAGAAGUGAUUCCGAGGAGAAGGAGCAGCCCGUCAGCCAGCCCGCCGCCUCCUCGGACUCCGAGACCUCCGACAGCGAUGACGAGUGGACGGUCGGGGGCUCGAAGAACAAGAAGAAAGGAAGGGCGGGGAAGGCGGAGAAGAAAGGAGCCAUGAAGAAACAGCUGAACAAGGCCGCCUCGUCGGGCAGCUCGGACAAGGACAGCUCGGCGGAGAGCUCGGCCCCCGAGGAAGGGGAGGUGUCCGACUCCGACAGCAACAGCUCGUCCUCCAGCUCCGAUUCGGACUCCUCGUCCGAGGACGAGGAGUUCCACGAUGGCUACGGCGAGGACCUCAUGGGGGACGAGGAGGACCGCGCCCGGCUGGAGCAGAUGACGGAGAAGGAGCGCGAGCAGGAGCUGUUCAAUCGCAUCGAGAAGCGGGAGGUGCUCAAGAGGAGGUUCGAGAUCAAAAAGAAACUCAAAACGGCCAAGAAGAAAGAGAAGAAAGAAAAGAAGAAAAAGCAGGAGGAGGAGCAGGAGAAGAAGAAGCUCACCCAGAUCCAGGAGUCCCAGGUGAUGUCCCACAACAAGGAGCGUCGCUCCAAGCGGGAUGAGAAACUGGACAAGAAAUCUCAGGCCAUGGAGGAGCUGAAGGCGGAGCGGGAGAAGAGGAAGAACCGAACGGCCGAGCUGUUGGCCAAGAAGCAGCCCCUGAAAACCAGCGAGGUGUACUCGGACGACGAGGAGGAAGAGGAGGAGGACGACAAGUCCAGCGAGAAGAGCGAUCGCUCGUCGCGGUCCUCGUCCUCCGACGAGGAGGAAGAGAAAGAAGAGAUCCCGCCCAAAUCGCAGCCGGUGUCGCUGCCCGACGAGCUGAACCGGGUGCGGCUGUCGCGGCACAAGUUGGAGCGCUGGUGCCACAUGCCCUUCUUCUCCAAGACGGUCACCGGCUGCUUCGUGCGCAUCGGCAUCGGGAACCACAACAGCAAGCCUGUCUACCGGGUGGCCGAGAUCACCGGCGUGGUGGAGACGGCCAAGGUUUACCAGCUGGGCGGCACUCGGACGAACAAGGGGCUGCAGCUGCGGCACGGCAGCGACCAGCGGGUCUUCCGCCUGGAAUUCGUCUCCAACCAGGAGUUCACGGAGAGCGAGUUCAUGAAGUGGAAGGAAGCGAUGUUCUCCGCUGGCAUGCAGCUGCCCACCCUGGACGAGAUCAACAGGAAGGAGGUGUCCAUUAAAGAAGCCCUCAACUACAAGUUCAACGACCAGGACAUCGAAGAGAUCGUGAAAGAGAAGGAGCGGUUCCGGAAAGCCCCGCCCAACUAUGCCAUGAAAAAGACGCAGCUCCUGAAGGAGAAGGCCAUGGCGGAAGACUUGGGAGACCAGGACAAGGCCAAACAGAUUCAGGACCAGCUCAACGAGCUGGAGGAGAGAGCGGAAGCCCUCGACCGCCAGCGGACGAAGAACAUCUCCGCCAUCAGUUACAUCAACCAGCGGAACCGGGAGUGGAACAUCGUGGAGUCGGAGAAGGCGCUAGUGGCCGAGAGUCACAACAUGAGAAACCAACAGAUGGAUCCGUUCACCAGAAGGCAGUGCAAGCCGACCAUCGUCUCCAACUCCCGGGAUCCCGCGGUUCAGGCGGCCAUCCUGGCCCAGCUGAACGCCAAAUACGGCUCGGGCGCGCUGCCGGACGCGCCGAAGGAGAUGAGCAAGGGGCCGGGGAAAGACAAGGACGUGAACUCCAAGUCGGCCAGCGACCUCUCGGAAGACCUGUUCAAAGUGCACGACUUCGACGUGAAGAUCGACUUGCAAGUCCCCAGCUCAGAGUCCAAGACGCUGGCCAUCACCUCCAAAGCCCCCCCCGCCAAGGACGGAGCCCCCCGCCGGUCUCUGAACUUGGAAGACUACAAGAAACGACGGGGGCUCAUCUGAGCACCCCCCGCCCCGUCCCCGCCGCCCCCGACCCUGCAUGCGCCAUCACAGCGUCC